UCCUUUGGUUUUUCACUCGCCUUAGACAAGCACAAGCCUAAUCAGAACCAGAAAAUGGCCGUUGCCGCUAUGCUCGCCGCAGCUGAUGUGGAUGCUGCUAUUGCUGAAUGCCAGGCUGCUGAAUCCUUCAACUUCAAGUCCUUCUUCGCCAAGGUCGGUCUGUCCGCCAAGUCCUCCGAUGAUGUCAAGAAGGCUUUUGCCAUCAUUGACCAGGACAACAGCGGCUUCAUUGAGGAGGAGGAGCUGAAGCUGUUCCUGCAGAACUUCAAGGCCAGUGCCAGGGCUCUGACCGAUAAAGAGACCAAGGCCUUCCUUACUGCUGGUGACAGUGAUGGUGAUGGCAUGAUUGGAGCUGAUGAGUUUGCUGCUCUUGUAAAGGCUUAAAUUUUCAUCUGACUGAGACCCUUCCAAAUUCAAGGACAAGAACCACGCCAGCUCACACUUUUCUCAACUGAACUUUUUUAUACAUACAUACAUACAUAUAUAUAUAUAUAUAUAUAUAUAUAUAUAUAUAUAUAUAUAUAUA
Xyrauchen texanus (razorback sucker) is the source of this 526-nucleotide messenger RNA. RefSeq names its product parvalbumin-2-like. Gene Ontology annotation, cellular component: nucleus; cytoplasm. NCBI's taxonomy places the organism in Eukaryota, Metazoa, Chordata, Actinopteri, Cypriniformes, Catostomidae. Gene Ontology annotation, molecular function: calcium ion binding. Bases 55 to 384 code for a protein of 109 amino acids. The transcript is spliced from 5 exons. The record is from RefSeq and is a predicted model, not a curated record.